Messenger RNA from Colletotrichum fioriniae, 2619 nucleotides. RefSeq lists its product as uncharacterized. The record is from RefSeq and is a predicted model, not a curated record. NCBI's taxonomy places the organism in Eukaryota, Fungi, Ascomycota, Sordariomycetes, Glomerellales, Glomerellaceae.
AUGACCCAUCGACAGGCCCCGCCGCAGCCGGCCCGGAGCUCGCGGCCCCAGACCGAGAAGGUGUCCAGCUCGGCCUCCAAGAGCAAGGGAACUAAGACACCGACACCGGCUCCGGCACCAGCCCCGGCUUCCAAGUCCGCGAGGCAGACAACUCCCAUCGCUGCACCGAAGCCCGUUCGCCCCGUCUCUUCUCACAAACUUCAGCCUCCUGUGCAGCAGUGGACGGGGAACCCGAGCCCUCCCUCUUACACCAGCUUCAAUGUCCCGCCACCCGCCAGUCCGGUACCGAAAGCCGGCGCCGGCGGCCCUUCAGCACCCCCGAAAGCUCCCUUAUCCGGCCUCGGCCGUGUUGCUGACCUCCGCAGCCCGGGACCCGGCGCCCUCACCAGCUUUCCUCCGCCUCCGCCGACACCGCCGCAGAGAGAGCCCACCGGUUACUUCCCCGCGGGCGCAGGACAGCAACAACAACAACUAUCAUCAGCCCAAACCAAGGCGGCCGCAGCUCGUAUCCCGGCUAGUGCGGCCAAUGGUGUCCUGACACCACCCGAAAAGGCAAGAAGGAUUGGGGGACCUGAGCCGCGGCCUGGCGUGAUCGAUUUUGACAACCUCGAAGAGACGCUCCAGAACCUGCGCUUCGCGCCCUCGCCGAUGCUGUCUACUAUCUACUCCGCCCCGUCAACCCCUCGCGACGAGCUCGCCACGCCAGACUUCACUGCCAGCACCACCACAUCGUGUUUCACGCCUCCCUCUACGAACCCGACGCCUGAACCCGUGACGCCGUUGGAUCUCACCCCUCGAGGACCGCCUCCAGCGCAAAAGCAGCAGCAGCAGCAGCAGCCAAAGAAGGAACUCACAAUGUCGCCCGCGAGACCGCGCGCCAACUCUCGAAGGGCUAGCCCGCCCAGCAGAAAGCGAGGACGCGGCGUCGUCGCCUGCAUCGACAGCCCGGUCACCUUUUGCACGACGUGGUACACGCACCCUACUGCCCCCGACUUCUCCAUCUGCUCAAAGUGCUACGAGGACCAUCUCGUCGGCACCCGCUUCGAGCAUGACUUCAGAGGCAAGAUCUGCGACGAUAACAAGCCGCGGGUCUGCCGGUUCAGCAAGCCCCGCGUCAAGGACCAUCUUCUCCGCAAUACCCUCGCCACGGGACGCAUUGAGGACCUCGUCAGCUUCCUCCUCCAUAGGAGCGCUGUUCCGGACUGCAGGGGCGCCGAUGGAGCCAAGGGAAGCGAAGGCGCUAAGUGGUAUCGUCCAAAGAACAAUGCUGUGCCAAACAUGGUUGUCUGCCAUGCCUGCUUCGAGGACCAUAUCCAGCCGUACCGCUUCGCGGCCAACUUUGAGCAGGCCACGGGACAAGCCACCAACGAUAUCUGGUCCUGCGACCUCUCCACCCGCUAUAUCCAAAACAUUUACAAAGAGGCGGCCGUCAAGGACGACUGGCCCGGCUUCACCAAGGAAGCCCUCGCCAGGAUGAACCUUCCCCCUUGCGCCAAGCGCCAAAAGGUCACCGUCACCUCCCGCAAGUGGUUCACGCCCACGGCCGCGGGCCACGACGGCGUCCUUGUCUGCGCCGCGUGCUACUGCGACUUCGUCGCCGGCACCGGCGAGGAAGGAAAGUGGUGCGACGCCGGCACGAACCUCGCCUCGCGGUACGGCAGCCUCGUCUACUGCGCGCUGGGACACUUCAACAUUGGCAUCGCAAUGUCCUGCGCUACUGAGGCCAAGCAGUACUCCAUCUUCUGGAAGGCUCUCGACGCCGCCUGCAACGAGGAGUUUUGCAGCCCGCAGGGCAUCACGGAUGGGACAUGGUACACGUUCCCCUCCCACCCGGCCGAGUUCGGCAUCUGCGCCGCCUGCGUGGCCAACGUCGCCGAACCCCUCGGCCUGAGCUCCUCUCUCGUGCCAAAGUGUGGCGUAUCUUCCGGCACGACGCUUCUGUGCUGCUUUAACCCCGCGAACCCGCGCUUCGCACCUUACAUGACGAAGCUUCUAGAGUGCCACUUCACGGCCGACACCCAGCCGCUGGAGUCCUACGCCCUCGAGUUCGCCAGCCUGCCCCUCUGCCCGCGCGACGAGGACUUCCGCGACAGGCGAUGGUAUGGAUGGCAGGACUGCACUAUUUGCCCGUCGUGCUACCAUGAGUCCAUCCGCGGCACCACACUGGCGGCCGCCAUGCCGCUCAAGGGCGUCACCGUGGCUGCGAGCCUCAUGUGCGAGAUGUACAGCCCGCGCAUGCGCAACCUCUACGCCCAGGCUUGUGCCCGUAACGACCCGUCCGAGCUGCUCCGGGUCUCCAAGGCCCGUCGGGCCGUCUAUGUCGAGACGGUGCCUACGAUCCGGCAGAUGAUUAUGGAGGCGCAGAUGGCGCUGGGGCAGCAACGCGUAUUGAAUGUUGCGAGCUCGACGAGUCGGGCUAUGGGGCAGGCUAAGGAGGUUGUUAUGCCAAGCCAAGGUGUAUACAGUAUGCCUGGCGUUGGGUUCGGUUUCUCGAACCACUUUGAGGCUCAGGGGGCCUCGUAUAGCAAGCAGGCAAACUCGAUCAUGGCAGAGUAUGGGUCGGGAUCGCGGACGCAUGUUAUCGGGACGUUGGAGAAGAGAUGGAGGGAGGUUGAAUGA